Molecule: messenger RNA, 570 nt
Organism: Cyanidioschyzon merolae strain 10D
Lineage: Eukaryota; Rhodophyta; Bangiophyceae; Cyanidiales; Cyanidiaceae
Product: 60S ribosomal protein L18
Exons: 1
Coding region: 1-570 (189 amino acids)
Biological process (GO): translation
Cellular component (GO): ribosome; cytosolic large ribosomal subunit
Molecular function (GO): structural constituent of ribosome; RNA binding
Source: RefSeq, a predicted model, not a curated record
AUGGGUAUCGAUCUGCGCGCUGGCGGCCGAAGUAAGAGAAAACAGCGGGAUGCGCCGCGCUCUCAGGAUCCCUACCUGCAACUCUUGGUGCGUCUGUACGCGUUCCUUGCACGGCGCACUGGGGCACCCUUCAACGCCGUCGUGUGGAAGCGGCUGUGCAUGUCGCGGACGAACCGUCCGCCCAUUUCGCUUUCUCGUCUCCUUCGGUAUUACGAUGAUUCAAAGCGUAAAGAGGGACGGAUCGCUGUUGUCAUUGGCAAGGUGCUUGACGACGAGCGAAAGCUACGUGUGCCGCCAAACAUUCGACUCUGUGCGUUGCAGAUCAGCGAUACCGCACGGGCGCGCAUUGAAGCGGCAGGAGGCCAGGUCAUGACACUGGAUCAGUUAGCGCUUGUAGCGCCUCGCGGAGAGAAUACGAUACUGAUUCGAGGGCGUCUGCACCAGCGGCGCUGCUACAAACACUUUGUCGGCGUCACGGGCCGGGAGCACGUCCGGCCGUACACGCUCUCCAAGGGACGCAAGUUUGAACGCGCACGCGGACGCCGCAAGAGCCGCGGCUUCAAAGUAUAA